Molecule: messenger RNA, 2706 nt
Organism: Ailuropoda melanoleuca (giant panda)
Lineage: Eukaryota; Metazoa; Chordata; Mammalia; Carnivora; Ursidae
Gene: RASGRP2
Product: RAS guanyl releasing protein 2
Exons: 17
Coding region: 652-2481 (609 amino acids)
Biological process (GO): Ras protein signal transduction
Cellular component (GO): plasma membrane
Molecular function (GO): guanyl-nucleotide exchange factor activity; calcium ion binding
Source: RefSeq, a predicted model, not a curated record
GCCGGGUCGGGGGUGGGAGGGAGAUAGCCUGGGUGACCCGCGGGAGGGGGCGGCGUCCGCGGCGCACCCGGCUCUUCCCAGUCACGUCUUAGCGGGACCUUCUCCCGCGGACCCCCCCAUUUGACAGAUGAGAAAAUUGAGGCUCCGAGAGGCCAAGUGACUCUCAAGGUCACACAGCGAGGCAGCGGCAGGGCUAGUCGGGGUUGGCUAUGGGUGGCUCCUAGGAAAAGUCCGCCAGAGAACUCAGGAGAGGAGCCCCCUCCAGCCGGGGGGAGUUCGUGUAGGGGCGGGUACCUUUUCGUGGAGCCAGGCCCUGCCAGCGUCCCAGGGCGUUGCGGCCGCAGAGCUUGUCCUGGACUGCGGAUGAAGGGGGGGCGGCGGAAUGGGCGUGUGUGCGCACCCAUGGGGGUGUGUGCUUGUGUGGGAGUGUGCAUGCGUGUAGGUGCCCUGUCUUGUGUGUGUGCACACGUGUGCGAUUGCAGCCUCUGUGGCCGCGGAACUCCAGGCUAGCCUGACUCGAGUGAGCUUCAAGUCCGGGAACUGGCCUCCUCAGCGGGUCCGCGUUCUGGGCUAGAAGGCUGGGGGUCCGGUCCGAGCCCCGUGGGAGGCUCCGGAGUGCAGCUUGGCCCAAGCCUACCCGCUCCGGCAGCCAUGGCGGGCACCCUAGAUCUGGACAAGGGCUGCACAGUGGAGGAGCUGCUCCGCGGCUGCAUCGAAGCCUUCGAUGACUCCGGGAAGGUGCGGGACCCUCAGCUGGUGCGUAUGUUCCUCAUGAUGCACCCGUGGUACAUCCCUUCCUCGCAGCUGGCGGCAAAACUGCUCCACAUCUACCAACAAUCCCGGAAGGACAACUCCAAUUCGCUGCAGGUGAAAACGUGCCACCUGGUCAGCAGGUACUGGAUCUCAGCAUUCCCAGCAGAGUUUGACUUGAACCCUGAGCUUGCUGAGCAGAUCAAGGAGCUGAAGGCUCUACUGGACCAAGAAGGGAACCGGCGGCACAGCAGCCUCAUUGACAUCGAGAGUGUCCCCACCUACAAGUGGAAGAGGCAGGUGACCCAGCGGAACCCCGUAGGACAGAAAAAGCGAAAGAUGUCCCUGUUGUUCGACCACCUGGAGCCCUUGGAGCUGGCAGAGCAUCUCACCUACUUGGAGUAUCGCUCCUUCUGCAAGAUUCUGUUCCAGGACUAUCACAGUUUCGUGACUCAUGGCUGCACCGUGGACAACCCAGUCCUGGAGCGAUUCAUCUCCCUCUUCAACAGUGUCUCGCAGUGGGUGCAGCUGAUGGUCCUCAGCAAGCCCACGGCCCCUCAGCGGGCGCUGGUCAUCACGCACUUUGUCCACGUGGCUGAGAAGCUGCUCCAGUUGCAGAAUUUCAACACACUGAUGGCGGUGGUUGGAGGCCUGAGCCACAGCUCUAUCUCCCGUCUCAAGGAGACCCACAGUCAUGUUAGCCCUGAGACCAUCAAGCUCUGGGAAGGUCUGACAGAACUAGUGACCGCCACCGGCAACUACGGCAACUACCGUCGCCGGCUGGCCGCCUGUGUGGGCUUCCGCUUUCCCAUCCUGGGCGUACACCUCAAGGACUUGGUGGCCCUGCAGUUGGCACUGCCUGACUGGCUGGACCCCGCCCGCACCCGGCUCAACGGGGCCAAGAUGAAGCAGCUUUUCAGCAUCCUGGAGGAGCUGACCAUGGUGACCAGCCUUCGGCCGCCGGUGCAGGCCAACCCCGAUCUGCUGAGCCUGCUCACGGUAUCUCUGGAUCAGUAUCAGACGGAGGAUGAACUCUACCAGCUGUCCCUGCAGCGGGAGCCGCGCUCCAAGUCCUCGCCAACCAGCCCCACAAGCUGCACCCCACCUCCCCGGCCCCCAGUGCUGGAUGAGUGGACCUCAGCUGCCAAACCCAAGCUGGAUCAGGCACUCAUGGUGGAGCACAUUGAGAAGAUGGUGGAGUCCGUGUUCCGGAACUUUGACGUCGAUGGGGACGGCCACAUCUCACAGGAAGAGUUCCAGAUCAUCCGUGGGAACUUCCCUUACCUCAGCGCCUUUGGGGACCUCGACCAGAACCAGGAUGGCUGCAUCAGCAGGGAGGAGAUGGUCUCCUACUUCCUGCGCUCCAGCUCGGUGCUGGGCGGCCGCAUGGGCUUCGUGCACAACUUCCACGAGAGCAACUCCUUGCGCCCGGUUGCCUGCCGUCACUGCAAGGCCCUGAUCCUGGGCAUCUACAAGCAGGGCCUCAAAUGCCGAGCGUGUGGUGUGAACUGCCACAAGCAGUGUAAAGACCGCCUGUCAGUUGAGUGCCGGCGCCGGGCGCAGAGUGUGAGUCUGGAGGGGUCUGCACCCUCACCCUCACCCACACACACCCAUCAUCGAGCCUUCAGCUUCUCCCUGCCCCGCCCGGGGAGGCGAGGCUCCCGGCCUCCAGAGAUCCGAGAAGAGGAGGUGCAGGCAGUGGAGGACGGCGUUUUCGACAUCCACUUGUAAUGGAUGCUGUGACUGGAUCAAGCACUCAUACUGCCUUGGAAAAAGACGUGGACCAGAGCAGAAAGCCUGGGGUGCUGGGGCAGCAGGCUGGGGCUGGGGGGUGGGCAGUGAGGGUGGCAUGCAACUAAGGGUUGGGCCAGGGCUGACGUCCCUAAGGUUGUACAGACUCUUGUGAAUAUUUGUAUUUUCCAGAUGGAAUAAAAAGGCCCAUGUAAUUACCCUAGA